This is a messenger RNA of Cervus elaphus (red deer), 6274 nucleotides long. RefSeq names its product collagen type V alpha 3 chain (gene COL5A3). Gene Ontology annotation, molecular function: extracellular matrix structural constituent. Bases 172 to 5421 code for a protein of 1749 amino acids. The transcript is spliced from 67 exons. Lineage: Eukaryota; Metazoa; Chordata; Mammalia; Artiodactyla; Cervidae. The record is from RefSeq and is a predicted model, not a curated record.
UCCGCCUGGCCGGGCGCUGGAGCGCAGGGCGAGGCCAGGGCGGGGUCUCGGGCAGUCUCCUGCGGAUCCCGAGUGGAGUCGGCCGCGGAGGGACUGCACCAAGCCGGAGGAGACGCCGCGCCCUACAGCCGCCCGGGCUGGUCCCCCGCCUUGAGUGUGGGCCCCGCCGGGAUGGGGAGUCGCCGUGGCCCGGGCCAGCCGCGGGCCGGCCUCUGCCUGCUCCUGGCUUCUCUGCAGCUUCUGCCUCGGAUGCAGGCCGCAGAUUCUGUGGAUGUGCUGAAAGCGCUGGGCGUGCGGGGGGGCCAGGCUGGGAUCCCUGAGGGACCCGGCCUCUGCCCCCAGAGGGUCCCGGAGGGCGACCGAGCAUUCCGGGUGGGCAAGACCAGCACCCUUGGUGUCCCCACGCAGGAGCUCUUCCAAGACGGGCACUUUCCUGAGAACUUCUCCAUCCUAAUCACUCUGCGGGGCCAGCCAGCCAACCGUUCUGUCCUUCUGUCGGUCUACGAUGAGGGCGGCAUCCGGCAGCUGGGCUUGGCCUUGGGGCCAGCUCUGGACCUCCUAGGUGAUUCCUUCAGCCCCCUCCCCCAGCAGGUCAACCUCACGGACGGCAGGUGGCAUCGUGUGGCAGUCAGUGUGGACGGUGGGAUGGUGACCCUGGUGGCUGAUUGUGAACCUCAGCUCCCCAUAUUGGCUCAGGGACCUCGAUUCAUCAGCACAGCGGGACUCACUGUGCUGGGGACCCAGGACCUUGGAGAGGAGACUUUUGAGGGAGAUGUUCAGGAGCUGGUGAUAAGCCCAGAUCCCCAGGCUGCCUUCCAGGCAUGUGAGCGAUACCUUCCUGGCUGUGAUGACCUGGAUCCAGCAGUCACCACGGUCCCUCAGGGAGAGCCAGAAACCCCUCCCCCUAGGCGGAAGGGGAAAGGAAAAGGGAAGAAAAAAGGGCGAGGUCGUAAGGGAAAGGGCAGGAAGAAGAAGAACAAGGAAACUUUGGCUGUGAGUCCACCUCCUGGCUCCCUGGAGAACCAGACCUUCACUGACGUCCCCAAGACAGAGUCACCAGAACCAACUCUGUCUCCAACUCCCAUGCCUAUGGUCAUCACCACAGCUGUGACCUUUGGUAGCAAUGUCACCAUCCUAGAGGAGGCCCUGGACCCUGACAAUGGAACUGAACUGGAGACCCUGGAGACUGAGUUAGCCAGAGAAGAUGAAGAAGAAGGUGGUUCCACCAUGGGCCCCCACUUCCGGGCAGCAGAACAGUCAUGGGAUACUGAGUUCCAGAUCUUUCCUGGUGCUGGGGAAAAAGGAGAAAAAGGAGAAAAAGGAGAACCGGCCGUGGUCGAACAGGGACAGCAGUUUGAAGGACCCCCAGGAGCCCCCGGACCCCGAGGGGUGGUUGGCCCCUCAGGCCCUCCUGGUCCCCCAGGAUUCCCUGGAGACCGUGGUCUACCGGGCCCUGCUGGCCUCCCAGGCAUCCCUGGCAUCGAUGGGAUCCAGGGUCUCCCAGGCACUGUGAUCAUGAUACCGUUCCAGUUUGCAAGAGGCUCUCACAAAGGACCCCCAGUAUCCUUCCAGCAGGCCCAGGCUCAGGCAGUCCUGCAACAGGCUCAGCUGUCUAUGAAAGGCCCUCCUGGCCCAGUGGGGCUCACUGGACGCCCAGGCCCCGUGGGUCUCCCUGGGUAUCCAGGUCUGAAAGGAGAGAUGGGGGAAAUGGGGCCACAGGGUCCCCGAGGGCUUCAGGGACCUCAUGGACCCCCUGGCCGAGAGGGAAAGAUGGGCCGCCCUGGAGCAGAGGGGGCUCGGGGCCUCCCAGGCGCCACGGGACCUAAGGGCGAUCGGGGCUUUGAUGGCCUGCCAGGGCUGCCUGGUGAGAAGGGCCAAAGGGGUGACUUUGGUUAUGUGGGGAAACCUGGUCCCCCGGGAGAGGAUGGGCAGAAGGGAGCAGAGGGACCUCCGGGGCCCACUGGCCAGGCGGGGGAGCCGGGCCCCCGAGGACUGAUUGGCCCUAGAGGCUCCCCCGGACCCCUGGGACGCCCGGGUGUGAUUGGAAGUGAUGGUGCUCCAGGUGCCAAAGGAAAUGUGGGUCCUCCAGGAGAACCAGGCCCCCCAGGACAGCAGGGAAAUCCUGGGUCCCAGGGAAUUCCCGGCCCCCAGGGACCCAUUGGCACUCCUGGGGAGAAGGGUCCCUCUGGAAACCCAGGAAUUCCAGGCCUCCCAGGAUCUGAAGGCCCUCCGGGUCACCCAGGUCAUGAGGGCCCAACAGGAGAGAAAGGGGCCCAGGGACCAGCAGGGUCAGCAGGCCCUCCGGGCUAUCCUGGACCUCGGGGUGUGAAGGGAAACUCUGGCAACCGGGGCUUCCAGGGGGAGAAAGGAGAGAGGGGAGAGGAUGGUUUCCCAGGCUUCAAGGGUGAUGCGGGGCUUAAAGGAGAUCGGGGGCAACCCGGACCCCCAGGUCCUCGGGGAGAGGAUGGUCCUGAAGGGCUAAAGGGGCAGGAGGGGCUGGCUGGUGAGGAGGGGCCCCCAGGCUCAGCUGGGGAGAAGGGCAAGCUUGGAGUGCCGGGUCUCCCAGGUUAUCCAGGACGUCCAGGCCCUAAGGGGUCUAUUGGCUUUCCGGGACCCCUGGGACCAUUGGGAGAAAAAGGGAAGCGGGGGAAGGCCGGGCAGCCAGGCCUGGAAGGAGAGCGGGGACCACCAGGUGCCCGUGGAGAUAGAGGACAACCAGGGGCCACGGGACAGCCGGGCCCUAAGGGUGAUGUGGGCCAGGAUGGAGCCCCUGGGUUCCCUGGAGAAAAGGGCCUCCCAGGUCUGCAAGGUCCUCCUGGGUUCUCUGGACCAAAGGGUCCCCCUGGUCCCCAGGGGAAAGAAGGGGUACCUGGACACCCUGGACAGAGAGGAGAAUUGGGUUUCCAAGGUCAGACAGGCCCACCUGGACCAGCUGGUGUCGUGGGUCCUCAGGGAAAGACAGGAGAAGCAGGGCCUCUGGGUGAGAGGGGACCCCCAGGGCCCCCUGGACCUCCUGGUGAACAAGGUCUUCCGGGCCUGGAAGGCAGAGAGGGGGCCAAGGGGGAUGUGGGACCACUGGGACCCCUUGGGAAGGAAGGGCCACCUGGACCCAGAGGUUUCCCUGGUCCCCAUGGAGCCCCUGGGGACCUGGGACCGACUGGUUUAAAGGGUGACAAGGGCCCCCCGGGUCCUGUCGGUGCCAACGGAUCCCCUGGGGAGCGUGGUCCUGUAGGCCCAGCAGGGGGCAUUGGGCUUCCUGGUCAAAGUGGAGGCCAAGGCCCUGUGGGCCCCACAGGCGAGAAGGGUUCCCCGGGUGAACGUGGCGCCCCUGGCCCCACUGGUAAAGAUGGGAUCCCCGGGCCCCUGGGGCUUCCUGGACCCCCUGGAGCUGCGGGGCCUUCUGGCGAGGAAGGGGACAAGGGAGAAGUGGGUGCCCCCGGUCACAAAGGCAGCAAAGGAGACAAGGGAGAUGCGGGCCCACCUGGACCAACAGGGAUACGGGGUCCGGUGGGACACCCAGGCUCCCCGGGAGCAGACGGGGCUCAGGGACGCCGGGGACCCCCAGGCCUCUUUGGGCAGAAAGGAGAUGAUGGAGUGAGAGGCUUCCCUGGCAUGAUUGGUCCUCCUGGCCUACAGGGAAUGCCAGGCCCUGCUGGAGAAAAGGGAGAAGUUGGAGAUGUAGGGUCCAUGGGUCCCCACGGAGCUCCAGGCCCUCGGGGUCCCCAGGGCCCCAGCGGAUCAGAGGGUCCUCCAGGGUUGCCUGGGGGAGUUGGUCAGCCCGGCGCUGUGGGUGAGAAGGGUGAGCCAGGAGAGCCUGGAGACCCAGGACCCCCAGGGACUCCAGGCACCCCAGGCCCCAGAGGAGAAGUUGGUGAAAAGGGGGAUGCAGGCCCAUCUGGGGCUGCUGGACCCCCAGGCAAGAAAGGCCCCCCUGGAGAGGAUGGAGCAAAGGGGAACAUGGGCCCCACAGGGCUCCCAGGAGACCUAGGCCCCCCUGGAGACCCUGGAGUUUCGGGUCAAGAUGGUCCCCCAGGGGAGAAGGGAGACCCUGGAGAUGUGGGGGGACCGGGUCCACCUGGCGCUUCUGGGGAGCCCGGUGCCCCUGGGCCUCCUGGUAAAAGGGGUCCUUCUGGUCGCAUGGGUCGAGAAGGCAGAGAAGGAGAGAAAGGUGCCAAGGGGGAACCAGGUCCUGAUGGGCCCCCAGGGAGUACAGGCCCAGUGGGGGCUCGAGGGCCCCCUGGACGUGUUGGACCUGAGGGUCUUCGUGGGAUCCCCGGACCUGUGGGUGAACCAGGCCUCCUGGGACCUCCUGGACUGUUAGGCCCUCCUGGUCCCCUGGGGCCCUCUGGCCUCCCAGGGCUAAAGGGAGAUGCUGGCCCCAAGGGGGAAAAGGGCCACAUUGGAUUAAUGGGUCUCGUUGGCCCCCCUGGGGAGGCUGGUGAGAAAGGGGAUCAGGGGUUGCCAGGAGUGCAAGGCUCCCCUGGCCUCCAGGGAGAACCGGGUUCCCCUGGUCCCAUUGGCUCUCUGGGCCACCCGGGGCCCCAAGGCGUGGUGGGUCCUCCAGGACAGAAAGGCUCAAAGGGGUCCCCGGGAUCCCAAGGUCCUCGUGGAGACACCGGCCCCCCCGGUCCUCCUGGUCCCCCGGGUCCCUCUGCGGAGCUGCACGGGCUGCGCCGGCGCCGACGUUCCCUGCCGGGCUUGGGGAUCCCGGAGGGCGGCCUGGAGGAGGUGCUGGCCUCGAUGGAGUCUCUGAGCUUCGAGAUAGAGCAGCUGCGGCGCCCUCCCGGCACGGCUGAGCGCCCCGGCCUCGUGUGCAAAGAGCUGCACCGUAGCCAUCCGCAUCUGCCCGACGGGGAAUACUGGAUCGAUCCCAAUCAAGGCUGCGCGCGGGAUGCGCUCAGGGUGUUCUGUAACUUCACGGCAGGAGGAGAAACCUGCCUCUACCCAGACAAGAAGUUUGAGAUCGUGAAACUGGCCUCUUGGUCCAAAGAAAAGCCAGGUGGCUGGUACAGCACAUUCCGUCGAGGGAAAAAGUUCUCCUACGUGGAUGCCGAUGGGGCCCCCGUGAGUGUGGUGCAGCUGACCUUCCUGAAGCUGCUGAGUGCCACGGCCCGCCAGAGCUUCACGUACACCUGCCAGAACUCAGCCGCUUGGCUGGACGAAGCUGCAGGUGACCACAGCCGCUCUGCCCGUUUCCUCGGGGCCAAUGGGGAGGAGCUGUCCUUCAAUCAGACGGCAGCCGCCACCAUCAAGGUCCCCUCCGAUGGCUGCAAGCUCCGGAAGGGACAGUCGAAGACCCUCUUCGAGUUCAGCUCCUCCCGAGUGGGAUUUCUGCCCCUGUUGGACGUGGCAGCUGCUGACUUUGGCCAGACGAACCAGAAGUUUGGGUUUGAACUGGGCCCUGUCUGCUUUAGCAGCUGAGAGCUUCGGGGGCCGGGAGGGACAAUGAGGGGCCACAUUUGGUGCUGAGGCUUUGAAGCCGUCGUAUUUAUCGUCUCCUGGGACUGUGUGGAGCCAGGAAACGGUCUGCUCAUCACGGUCAAACAAUAUUCCUUCUCCAUUCCGGGGGGUCUGGGGGCUGGACUGCCCUGGUCCAUGGGUCGGGUUUCUCUGCACUGCGCCCCGGCUGCCAUAACUGUGGUCUGGCUCUUUCUCCCCUCGGGGCCCACCCAUCACUCAUCUCCCUCCCCUGACCCCCCCCCAAGCAAUGAACUUCUAACUCAGAGCUGAUGAAUGCCCCCACCCACGCCUGCCUCCCACCCCCUCAGUGCUCCCGACACCUUUGGUGCUACCUUCCCCAUAGUUAAGCACUGGAUGUCUCCUGAACCCAGACCGGGAUCCCUUUGCUCACUUCCUCUUUUCAGCUGGGUUCGCAGUGAAGGGACUGAUGUCAGACUACGGAGGGAAGUGGGACUUCCCUGGACUGAGCUGUGUACUCCUUCUGCUGCCUCAGCCCAGCUCUGAAUACUGUCUCCCUCCUUGCCUCCCCAAAUACACCUUGCCAGGCCAGGUGGCCUGGGGACCAAGACGGCAGGUGGGGGGAAACCAGGAUUCUGAUGGUGCUGCCCUAUUUAUACCUGGGUCUGUAUUAAAAGGGAGAAUCCCCUCUGUUGUAUAUUUAAUCUGCUUCCUCCUUAGGGAAGGCUGGGAUAUGAUGAGAGAAAUUCUAGCGUGAUCCCCAUCCCCCCACCCUAACUCCCCUCCCACCACCACCUGCCCCAAGCCAUAGGGCAUAAUUGGCAUCUCAAGUCUGAGAAUAAAUCAGUGAACUGUG